This is a messenger RNA of Anopheles maculipalpis, 1982 nucleotides long. RefSeq names its product ATP-binding cassette sub-family D member 3 (gene Pmp70). The transcript is spliced from 8 exons. The record is from RefSeq and is a predicted model, not a curated record. Gene Ontology annotation, biological process: fatty acid beta-oxidation; peroxisome organization; very long-chain fatty acid catabolic process. Gene Ontology annotation, molecular function: long-chain fatty acid transmembrane transporter activity; ABC-type transporter activity; ATP binding. Bases 3 to 1982 code for a protein of 659 amino acids. NCBI's taxonomy places the organism in Eukaryota, Metazoa, Arthropoda, Insecta, Diptera, Culicidae. Gene Ontology annotation, cellular component: peroxisomal membrane.
GGAUGGCACCAAAUCUGAGCAAGCUGCUGGCGAACCAGAACGCCGUAGUCGGUGUUGCCGGAUGUACCGCUGCCGUCUGCAUCAUACUGUACGGUAAACAGAUCCACAAGAAUCGCAAGCAGCGACCGGAGGAUGAGAUACAGUAUCUAAUCAGCGACAAAAAGGAAAAGCGCAGCCCGAAGGCCCAUGUCAAUGCCGUUUUCUUCAACCAGCUGCGCGCCCUAUUAGGCAUCAUCAUCCCGAAGGCAUGGAGCGUCGAGAACGGAUUGCUGAUCGUGAUUGCUUUGUCGCUGAUUGCCCGGUCGGUAAGCGAUAUCUGGAUGAUACAGAAUGCGACGGCGAUCGAGAGCACAAUCAUUACGAUGAACAAGACGCAGUUCCGGACGGCGUUGGUGAAGUACCUUUCGGCCCUACCCGCGAUCGCUGUCGUUAACAAUGUCCUGAAAUGGAGUAUAGGUGAGCUAAAGCUUCGCUUCCGAACGAAUCUGUCGCAAUAUUUAUACAACGAGUACCUGAAAGGAUUCACCUACUACAAAAUGUCAAAUCUGGACAACCGGAUAGCGAAUGCGGACCAGCUGCUGACGACGGACAUUGACAAGUUCUGCGAGAGCGUCACUGACUUGUACUCGAACAUCUGCAAACCUCUGCUGGACAUCGUUAUUUACGUGUACCGGCUCACGACCAAUCUGGGCGGCACGACGCCCGGCAUCCUGCUGCUGUAUCUGUUCUUCUCCGGCGUGUUCCUCACCAAUCUGCGCAAACCGACCGGUCGGCUGACGGUGAUGGAGCAAAAGCUGGAGGGUGAGUUCCGGUACGUGAACAGCCGAUUGAUAACUAACUCGGAAGAGAUCGCCUUCUACAAGGGUAACAAUCGCGAGAAGCUAACGAUACUGGCGAGCUUCAACAAGCUUGUGGCACACAUGCGCAAGUUCCUGGAGUUCCGCGUCGGUAUGGGCAUCGUGGACAAUAUGGUGGCUAAAUAUAUUGCAACUGUGGUUGGGUUCUAUGCCGUGUCACUUCCAUUCUUUGAGAAGGACCAUCCGUUGCUCACGGGAAGCCAACAGAGUGAGCGGUUGAGCCGAUACUACACGUUCGGACGAAUGCUGGUGAAGCUGGCAGAGGCGAUCGGUCGGUUAGUGUUGGCCGGGCGAGAAAUGUCCAGACUUGCCGGAUUCACUGCCCGAAUGACCGAACUGACGGUGGUACUGAAGGACCUCAAUUCAGGUCGAUACGAGCGCACGAUGGUGAACAAUUCGGCUAUCGCAGACGCCGGCGACAUCGGUCCCGGUAUGGGGCUGCUCAAGUUCCAGGACAAUUUGAUCAAGUUCGACCACGUACCGCUGGUGACGCCAAACGGAGACGUACUGGUGAAGGACCUCACGUUCGAGGUCAAGUCGGGCAUGAAUGUGCUCGUCUGUGGACCGAACGGUUGUGGUAAGAGCAGCCUGUUCCGCAUUCUUGGCGAGCUAUGGCCAACGUGGGGCGGCAAGGUAACGAAACCACCGGCCGGCAAACUGUUCUACAUUCCCCAGCGACCGUACAUGACGCUUGGUUCGUUGCGUGACCAGAUUAUUUACCCGCACACGCAUCAGGAGAUGAAACGCCGCGGCAAAACGGAUGCCGAUCUGCUCAAAUAUCUCGAUCUGGUACAGCUCACCUAUCUGCAGGUGCGCGAAAAGGGACUGGACGCGAUCGAGGAUUGGAUCGAUGUUCUGUCCGGUGGUGAGAAGCAGCGCAUUGCGAUGGCCCGCCUGUUCUAUCAUAAUCCCCAGUUCGCCAUCCUGGACGAGUGUACGUCCGCUGUGUCGGUGGAUGUCGAAGGCAGUAUGUAUGAGUACUGUCGUAUGGUCGGUAUCACGCUCUUUACCGUGUCGCAUCGAAAGUCGCUCUGGACGCAUCACGACUACUACCUCAAGUUCGAUGGGCACGGUGCGUACGAGUUUGGCCCGAUCGAAGGCACACAGGAUCAGUUUGGAUCUUAA